AUGGCCAAAAUGGCGGUUCCUCGAAAGAGAGGAAAAUCCAAGGAUAGGGAUUUUGAUCUGCAGUCUUUAUUCGAGUGGGUAAAAAAUCUGUUGUUUGAUCCCUCUAAGACCUGGAUAGUGGGCAUUGGUCUCCUCUUUGCAGAGAUGGUGGUAAAUAUUGUGGUCAUAUGGAAAAUUAAGUGUGAGUAGCCUGUCCUGCCAGGUUUCUGCUGACUUUUUAGUUCUUACAGCUUUCGUUUCAUCUCAUUUUUUUUUCUUCAAAAAAUAUUGAGGAGACCAAGUCAAGGUGUGGGGUUUGAUGUGACCAGCACUGAGUAAGUGGGAGGGGAGAGGUCUGGCAUUAGAUUUAUUAGAUUUAUUAUAAUUUAAUUAUUUAUUAGAUUUAUUUAUUUUUGGUCUAUCCCCAUGGGGUAUACUGGAGGACCCUCCUGACCAGGGUUCCAGACAGGAGUAAGCCUUUGGAGGUUUUUUGAGGAUUGUAAAUUUCAAAGUGAAGGGAUUUUUCAAGUAAUAGAGUGAGAUUAAAAUUCACGUUUACGCCAAACAGCAGAUAUGAAUUUGUACCACGUGACCAAGUUUUCCCCUUAUUUUCCGUUUACUCUUUAUUGCUUCUACACAAAAAUAAGUAGGUUUAUGCCAGUUUUAACCAUAGGAAUCGUUCGGGACUGUUUUUAUCUGCUUAUUUUCUAUUCUGAUGUUGCCGUUUGCGGUAAACAUGAAUCUUAAUCUCUCUAACAUCAUUGUGUGAAAAGUUGGUGGUAAGAAAAAUUUGAUUUUUUUAAUAUCUCAUAUAUCAACCAUUCAGCCUUGGAUAAUGCAUGUCUAGCUUUGUUAUUAGUUCACUGGAUCCCUGUUAAUUAGCUGUUAUAUACAUACUUUUGACCUUGUAUGUAAAGUGAGUGUGACAGUGACUAGGUGCUGAUCUAGGAUAAAUACUGACUGAUUUCCUAAAAUGAGUGCCAGAGGCACAAGCUUUCAGGGGGUUCCAUCUGGUAGCCUGCGUAGCAAGCGUUUCCUCGCGAGGUUCGUCUAGAAAGCUGGGACAAGAGCAAAAAAAAAAAUGAAUGACGGGGGAGGGGGUGGGAAACUCUCUUCUCCCCUCCCCCUCCCCCUUCAACCUUUUUUUGCUUCCGCUCUACCUUUCGCUCAAUAACUCGAUUGGAAACGCUUACUACGCAGGCUACCAUCUGGGGGCAUGCUUCUCCCAAAAUUUUAUUGGAUUUUAACACCCUAUAGUCCCCUUUCCUGGGUUUCUUAGUCAUUCAGACAGGAUACACCACAGGCAGACCACCCUCUGUUAGUGGGGGCCGUUGUUGAUUGAAAUCUGAGCAACGAUCUUUUGUUAUUUAUAGAAGAAAUACAUAUGAACAAUACGGUGGCUGUAAUUUGUUCCAAAAUGCAGAAUUCAAAGCAAAUUUUUCAAUAAACGUUUGAGGAAAAUGCUAACUGAGCCAUGUGUCAUGUUUUUUUCGCCGUGUGGUGCUGUUUUAAGCGCUAUUUUGCGAGAUGAAUAUUUGACCUCGGCGGUUAGAACUAAAGAAGGAGACAAGGCAGGCAGCAAUCAGCCGCCCGUGCGUGACCCAGUCCAAUUUACGCUGGAACUGACGCCAAACUAUUUAAUUUCUUACCUCGAAAAUACCGGCUCCCGAUCCAGUAGAUAUGUAUCCAUGCCCCAUCCGAAUGAGAGCUCAGUCCUUCCAAAAUUUCUCGAGAAAAGUGAUCCUGAAGUUGAAAGACCAGCUUUCUCAACAUGACCGGUGCACAAAACUCAACCAAAGGCAUUUGAGGUAUGCGCGUCGAUUCAAAUCCACCAAUCAGCGUAUCACGACCGUUGGCAGUUCAAAACCACAACCCUACCCCACACAGGGAUGUUUGUUUGGUCGUGAUACACUGAUUGGUGGAUUUGAAUCGACGCGCAUACCUCAAAUGCCUUUGGUUGAGUUUUGUGCACCGGUCAUGUUGAGAAAGCUGGUCUUUCAACUUCAGGAUCACUUUUCUCAAGAAAUUUUGGAAGGACUGAGCUCUCAUUCGGAUGGGGCAUGGAUACAUAUCUACUGGAUCGGGAGCCGGUAUUUUCGAGGUAAGAAAUUAAAUAGUUUGGCGUCAGUUCCAGCGUAAAUUGGACUGGGUCACGCACGGGCGGCUGAUUGCUGCCUGCCUUGUCUCCUUCUUUAGUUCUAACCGCCGAGGUCAAAUAUUCAUCUCGCAAAAUAGCGCUUAAAACAGCACCACACGGCGAAAAAAACAUGACACAUGGCUCAGUUAGCAUUUUCCUCAAACGUUUAUUGAAAAAUUUGCUUUGAAUUCUGCAUUUUGGAACAAAUUACAGCCACCGUAUUGUUCAUAUGUAUUUCUUCUAUAAAUAACAAAAGAUCGUUGCUCAGAUUUCAAUCAACAACGGCCCCCACUAACAGAGGGUGGUCUGCCUGUGGAUACACACAAUAAGGUUGAUUUUCCAGCUGAAAUCUCACAGCAUGUCUAAUACCAAACCAUUUUCCAGAUUUCAACUUAGAAAGUGUUUUCUUUUUAUUAAAAAUAUAUUUAUUGUGAAAAAUCUGACCGAUUUCCGAAAAAUGGUGGAAAUCGGUGUAGAUCGGGGCCUGGUGACAGUGGUGAAGUUGGACGUUGUAUCAGCCAGAAUCCUGUGUAAUUACAGAGGGCAUUUUGUAUGAUAUAUGUAAUGUAACGAGAUAAUCAUUCUGAAUUGGCCUUGAGGGGGUAUGAGAUUGGUUAUAGCCAACUUGCAUCCAACAUGGACUCAUGGAAUUAUUUUAAAAAUUAAUAUUCUUCACUUAUUCAGUUUUUUAACUUCAAUUUUUAGAUACAGAGAUAGAUUGGGAAGCUUAUAUGGAUGAAGUUGAAGGUGUGAUAAAUGGGACAUAUGACUACACCUACCUGAAAGGAGAAACCGGACCACUAGUGUAAGAGCACAUUCUACUAUCAGUCUAGUAAUCCGGGGGGGGAAGUACUCUUUGGAAUUCUUGGUUAGGGUGCACUCCCUAGUUCUCAAAAUCUUUACCCUGUUUCAGACCAAAACAUGUUAUUUUGCACUGCGCCUGUUUUCUGGCGUGGGCUCAAGUAAUAUAUCAAACAUGAGAUGCAGUGUUUCAUCACCAGAUGAAACACCGAGAAGAGAGUUGAAAAUACGACGCGCAGCGGAGUAUUUUUGACGAACUUCGAGGUGUUUCAUCUGGUGAUGAAACACUGUGUCGAAUGUUUGAUAUUUCUUCUCAAACAAAAUCAUUUUUGAAGGAGAAAUUAAGGAUGCAAAUACUAAGCAGUGUUUCAUCCGAUUUCCAAACACUCAUUAAACAUUAAUUUCCUUUGUAUUUUCUUAAUGAAUUAUUAAUGAGUUUGAGAAUAAUGUAUGAAAUGUGGAUAAUGCUAUCAACUGGAUCAAUCUUUAUCUGGUGGAUAAUGCAAUUGGUUUCCCAAAUAUUCUAGAUAUUCGCUGGAUAGUGAUUUAUCCAGUAGAUACUGCUAUCUAAUGUUUGCACAGUGGUGACCUGCGUCUAAAAUCCCUACCCAUUUUUAGUUAUGCUCAGUUUGCGAACCCAUCAUCUUGUCCAAGUGAAGUCAACUAUUUAAUUAAACUUAUUAGUAAUAUUGGACACUGAAGACUGUUUUAAGCAAAAAUAUAUGUUGAUGCUCAGUCUCUUGGUUCCCUUGAAAAGAAUACCUAUGUCAGACCCUAUUAAUGAGUGAAAUCUAUACUCAUUUAAACCAGAACAGUUCCAAAACCACAUCCUUUGGGUGGCACACAGCUUUGUACCUUACUUACAGGAGUACCCCCACCUCCAGGAGAAUUUAUAUCUUUUUAAAAGGCAGUCAGCAUUUUGAGGAUCCACUUCUCCCUUCUUCUUCCCCCCAACAGAUGGUAAAGGUGACAUGACAUCUUGCAAUGACAAUGACAAAAUAACGUUGCAAAAUCAGAGUCAGCCAGGGAGGUUAUUGUCAUAGGUCCUUUCUAUGACCAGUUGCUUGUGGCUCUGUAACCAAAAAGUGCAUCAUUGAAAAUUUGGAAAAUUUCAAAAAGUACCACAGCAUGUUUUUGAGUAAAUACAAUACGUUAUAGAAUGUUUCCCUUGCCGUACAUUCCACUGUAACUGGGGCAAAGAACUUCGUCCAUUAUCCCCAAAUGUUUAUUACAUACGGUUCAUUACAUAAUGGGGUUUUACUGUGUUUCCUAUGGGAUCAGCCACUUAGUGUUGAAAUUAGAUAUAUGUAUAUAUUUUUAAUUUUUAUUUCCUUUAGUUACCCAGCUGGGUUUGUAUACAUAUUCACUGGCUUGUAUUACCUGACUGGUCAUGGAACAGAUAUCAGGACUGCUCAGUAUAUUUUUGCUGCUCUUUAUAUUCUCACGCUGGUUUGUGUAUUUGCAAUUUACCAAAAAACUUCUUCGGUAAGUCUUGAAAUUACAACUAGAUAACAAGCUAGCUAUUCUUUUACCGUUACAGUGUCAGAAAUAUCUUUACUGUCGUGGAAUGAUGAAAUACCAUUAAUUUCUCAGCACUUUGAAGAAAUGGAAUCGUAACAUUUUUUCUCGAAAAUUAUUUUGACAUUUGGGAAUUACUUGUGAAUACUAUAAACAUGAAGUUAUGCAGUGGUUUUGAGGCGCAAUAUUCAACAAAAUACGAGUCCCUUGGGAUAUUUCAUGAUCUGCUAAAAGGAACCAUUAUUUAGUAUGACCUUUUUAUCCAGCUGGGCCUAGAGAAUAUGUAGGUAUUUAGUCAGCGCUUGAAACAGUUCCAGCUUGUCCCUGAAACUCAUGUUACUUAUGGCACAAUUUGCUAACAAUAGUUUACUUGAGCGUGAAGGGUUAAUGAAAAGAAGGACAUAUUUAUCUGGAUAAAAAUGCAAAGAUAUUUCAAUUCACUUAUUCUUUGACAACGAACAUCCUUGUCCAUUUUUCUGCUUAAAUGGUGAAUAAAAUCCCCAUUAAUAAAAGAAAAAAUCAUGUGGUGGAGGGUUACCAAAACUACUGUAAGACAUCAAAACUGCUCACCCACCUCUCCCCUAACUAACAAAAGAGCAAAGUGUUGGGUUAAGGGAGGGGUAGGUGGGCAGCUCCCGAGAAUCAUAGGACCAGUAUAAGAUUCUAAAAAACUGACCAUAUACGCCUCCCCUAACCUAAGGUUAACACUCAUUUCUUACUUAAGGCAAAAUGUUGAGUUAGGGGAUGGGUAGGUAGUAGUUUCCCAGAAUCUUACACUGAUUCAUAUUUUGCUUUCCCUUAGGUUCCUCCUUAUGCUUUUUUCUUUAUGUGCUGUGCCUCAUACAGAAUUCAUUCAAUUUACAUUCUACGCCUCUUUAAUGAUCCAGUGGCAAUGUUCUUCCUUUACCUUGCUGUGAACUGUUUUUUAUUUAAUUGGUGGAGUAUUGGAUGUCUUAUGUUCAGGUAUGAUGUAAUUUUAAAAUUGUAUAAGUGGGAACAAUGGAGUAUAGAAAGCAUGGAAUUCUUCAUUUUGUGGGUAUAAUAUGUAGAUUAAAAAUGCUGGAUUUCACUGCCCAAAAAUGAAAAUAAAUUUAUGGACAAGUUGUAAUGACAUGGAAAUUUUAUGUAUCAUUUGACAGUUCCUAUGAGGUGAUGGAACUGUAACAUGCAUGGCUAUGCAAAGUUAACAACUUCAUUGUAAAGAGAGUGGAAGAGGAUGCAUGCGGUGCCCAGGGGCUUUCGAUUUUGGCGUAGUCAGCCCCCAGUUAGAGUUAUUCCCCCUUUAAGCUGGUAGACCCACGCCUUCCUGGCAUGAGCUCCCGUAUAGAACCAGGCCCCCAUCUCUCUGACUAAUCAGUGGAAAAAUAAAGAGGGUUAGGCAUAAGGGUAAGCUUAAGAUCCAAAGGCUAAAUGAAGCCCAGUGGCAGCCAUGAAGGGCUGUACCAAGGACAGGGAGCUGAUACAAACAGGGCUGACCAUGCCUGUGCUUCCAAACUGAUGGCUGACUGAGUUAGGGAUCCUUGUACUCAGGGUGCCAGAGGCUUUUCAUGUGCAGUUCCCGGUUUUUAUCAAGUCUUUUCGCUCAUGCAUGUCUUUGGCCUUUUGCCAAAGACACGUUGGCCUAUGGCUGAUAACGCUUUUUGCCUCAUGUUGAACGCGAGGAAAAAACCUCUGGUAACCAAUGCAAAGUAGGUUCCUUGUUGUUAACUUUGUUAAAUUUCAUUUAAUUGCAGUAUAUUUCAUGUAUUUACUGUAAGGCAUUUCAUUCCAAGGCCUCUUUUCAAACACCAAUCUCAACUCUCUGUUUUUAGAUGAUAACAUUAUUGAUGAGAGAAUUUUUUGUUCCAUUUUUUUUAUUAGCCUGGCUGUCAGCAUUAAGAUGAACAUUUUGCUGUUCGCCCCUGGCCUUUUGCUUCUUCUCUUUAAAUCCUUUGGUGUGUGGUGGACAAUUCCUAGACUAGCUUUGUGUGCUGUAGUACAAGUAAGAAAAAUACUGUAGGGAGUUUCCACAAUGGCAUCAUUUUAUGCAACAUCUUAAAAUUUUAAUACAUUUCUUUCAAGUUCCCCGUUAUUAUCCCUCAAACUUACAAUUAUUGAAGUAAAAUGUGGUGUAUUUUUAUCUUUAAACAUGCUUUUUUUCUCUUUUUUUUCAGCUUGUACUUGGUCUCCCUUUUCUGUUAGAAAAUCCCGUUAGCUACGUAACCAUGGCAUUCAACUUAGGACGACAGUUUCUAUUUAAGUGGACAGUCAACUGGAGAUUUCUACCUGAAUGGCUUUUCCUUGGUCGUUAUUUUCACAUUACCCUUCUUGCUUGUCACCUAACAGUUUUGUUGCUUUUUUAUCUUUGCAAGUGGACUAGGUAUGUUGUCCCUUGUAAAUAUAACACUACCUUUUCUUGAAUUGAAAUAUUUGAAACAAAUCAUUUUUGAACUGUGGAUUAUGAUAGAAAGUGAACAUUAUCUUCGCAGUUGAAUAACAACCCAAGCGGUUGAAAAAGAAUCUGAAAAAGUUCAGGCCGGACCGGGAAUCGAAGCCUGACCUUUGUGAUGACCGGAUGCAAAGCCCUAUCCAUUCGGCUAAUCAAGCCAACUGGAGAGCGGGCCAUUGUGAGUUUGUGACAUACCCGAUGGGUGAAAAAUGUCAAUUGAAUGGCAAAAGAUCAUGUUCACUUUUACCACCUUUUCUUUCACAAUCAAUAUUUUGGAGGCAUGUAUUGUGAAAACUAGUAAUAUAAAAAAUAUAUUAUUACAAUAAUAAUUAUUAAUUAUUAAUAAUAACUAUUAUUAUUCAUCUUGUUUUUUUAUGACCCAGGUGUUGCUAGUUCAAAUGCAUGUUUUAUUGUUUUCAAUUUUGCUUGACAGAAAAUCAGAAACACUGAAAAGUUAUUUCAAGAGGCCAUUUCAAAGAGCUACUGUAACUGCAAAUCAUAUCCUUUGAUGAUACAAGGUAUCAGAUAGGAGGGUCCUUUUUAGAGAGAUGCUUCAAGGAGGUGCUAUUUUACAGAGAUGCCUUUCUUUGAAUUCCAAGAUAUGCAAAAAGAGAUAAAAAAUUAAUUUAAUUAAAUGUCAACAUAAUGUGUUCCUGUCUAAUUUUCUGGUUUUUCAUUUUCAAUGGUGACCUCACGUGGCUGUAACCUGGUUUGACGGUCCUUUUUGAAAAGAAAGAUCAUUUGCAGGCCUGACCAGGUCUGUUGGGGUUCAAGAAAGAGUGACCAAAAUCAAUUUUCUCCUAACAAUUUCAAUAUAUUAUCUCGAGAAAAGGUUUUAAGAGUUAAAAAAUUAAUCAGUAAAGGGAAAAUGCUCUGAUCUUUAAACUAAUUCUCUCAACUACGCUUUUUAAGGAAAUGUAUGAAGCUCAGUCUGGUGUAUUUGUGUAUGUGGGCUUUAAGCCUGGGAAAAGAAAACAAGUAAAGACAUUUGCUUAUUAUUGCUAUUAUUAUGAUUAUGUCCAUUCCUUGUAGACUCAGGCAGGAUGUUCGUCCUGGUUCAUAUUCCUUGGGAGCGGGUUACAAUAAGUCACCAUGGGUCCCAGGUCUCUCUUUUCCUUCUUCUUACAGGGACAAUACUUUCCUUAGUAUCUUUGCUGUCGCCAACAAUACCGUUUUCUGGAUAACUUCCAACCUCACGUUCACUCCUAUUCGCUUCAUGAACUCUUGACUGAUACGGCUCCCAGGGCCCCAAUAGCAAUAUGCACUACAAUGACUUUUCGCAUGCGCCAGACAAUUAUUAUUAUUAUUAUUAUUAUUAUUAUUGAUAUUAUUAUUACUAUUAUAUUCCUUAACUAUGAAUACAGAUUGUUUAUAUACUGUUUGUUUCUAAUUUUAUUGGCAUGGCUUUCUCACGAUCCCUACAUUACCAGUUUUACGUGUGGUAUUUUCACACGCUACCCUUCCUGUUAUGGAAAACAAAUCUCUGGGUGUCUGGAAAGUAAGUGACCUGCUCUUAAUUCUUUUGAAAUAAAAAUAAAUGUGGUAAAUCUUGGAAAGAAGUGGACCAUAUACCCAAGUUAAUGUCACCAAGAGCGCUGCUAAGAAGAUAACUUAAAUGGUCAAAACAAAGGAUAUACCCCAGUCUCGUACUCAAAAGAAUGCUGGCGAUCUCUUGUUAGGGAGUCUAAGCAACAGCGACCGCGACGGCUACGAAAAUGUCACUUUUAAAAAAAGUGAAUUCGCGCUGCUCAAAAUUUGUCGCGCUUAUUCCAUCUCAUUUAAUUCGUCAAAUGUAGGCAAAUUUUUUUGGAGUUGAAUCCUGAAGGCCUGUAUCAAAGUUCAGUAAAAGAAAGUUGUUGUCUUCUGUCCCCGUCCUCGAUAAAACGUGAAAUCGUUGUAGUCGUGCAACGACGCCUAAGAAAUGUACAAAAAAGCGUGAUGCACGUGCAGAGUUGUUGUUUUGCUGAUCUAACCUAUUACCUUUUUGCCGUUCUCGUUGCCGUCGCCGUCGCCGUCGCCGUCGCCGUCGCCGUCGCCGUCGCCGUCGUCAUUGCUUAAGUUCCUUAUUAUUCGCAGAUACUUUUAGUGGGGUAUAUGAUCACGCGGGCGGGAGAAGGGAGGUGAGCGGCAAGGCAGAUAGAAACGUGAGGUGAGAAGAGAAGUGAAAUCUUCCUUCUCCUUCUCACGCUGAUGACCACAUUUUACGCGCCGCGUCGCGAUUCUGAAAUGGAGAGCUUGCACCCAUGCGCAGACUAACUUCUGUCUAAUUGUUUCACUAGGCUCCUUAUCUUGGGUGUGAUAGAACUAUGUUGGAAUACGUAUCCCUCCACUGUGGUCAGCUCUGUCUCCCUGCACGUUUGUCAUGCUGUGCUUUUGGGUGCCCUGUGGUUUGCUGAGCCACUUUUUGCCGACAAAGCCGCCGACAAUGCACGUAGUAACGAAAGCAAAAAGGAAUAAUCAACAAAGACAGAGUCGGAAUGCCCAGAACUAGUCUCUCGUUUUCCUUUGGUUUGUUUGUGUAUUGUUUCUGCAUUUCCCGUUGUUGAACAGACGACGUUGUCAGCACCAAAUUAAGAGGGAAUUCACCUUUUUUCAAAGUCUGGACCUUGCACAAUAAGUCACAUGUGUUUUUAGUAACUGCGAACGUUUUGCUUAAGAAAGUUACAUCUAAUUUACUGGGAAAUGAAUUUCAUUAACGUCGGAACGAAAUUUUUGAAAUUAAAGACUGCAGCAAAACAAACGACUAUGUUAAUCCUUUAAGUGGACGAUCAGGAGUUUUACAUAAAGACGAACAUUCUGUGCUGCCCAUCGGACAGAAUGCCUAUUGUUUGCGGGUCAUUUUACUUACAUUUGACUUAGAGAGGAUAGGUCUGUAAUAUUACAGGAAAAUUAAGGGACUGUAAACUGCCUGUAAGAAACUUUAAUGCAGUCCAAACAAUUUAGUGAUAGAACACUUCAUCUGACAAUAUACUACAAUAUCGCGAGGUGACCAGAAAAUCGCGAAGAAGUUUAAAAGAUGGCGAAUGCCUACGUUUUCACUUCUGUCAUGGAGGUUGCGUAGAUACCCUGUCAGUUAAUUAGCAACCCCCGUCUUUCACAUCCGCACUUUGUGUACGCAGGCUUCAAAGAAAUACUAACAAUAAU
This is a messenger RNA of Porites lobata, 10007 nucleotides long. NCBI's taxonomy places the organism in Eukaryota, Metazoa, Cnidaria, Anthozoa, Scleractinia, Poritidae. The record is from the annotation of a GenBank genome assembly.